UUCCCAGGCACAAGACGCCUCCAUUCCCAGGUUUGUCCAAGGCCCCCCCCCUCACUCCGGCCUUCUCGGACUCGCCUUGGGAAGAAAUGAAUAUACCGGGAAGUGCCACCGGUCCGCACUCGGCCCACCCGGCCUGGUUGUCCCUGUACUUCUUGGUCCUGGGCCUGGUGACCUUGGCAACGGGCAGCUGCGUCUUCAUCCUCCACUGGAGGAAGAAACUCCGGCGAGAGGCCAGGGCCCGGGCCUGGGCGGCGACCAUGCGGGCGGGCACCGUCUCCUACAGCCCGCUCGUGUACUGGAUCAACAAGAGGCAGGGCUACGGGCUGGACGCCAGGCUCGGCCGGGCCCGCGCCCCUCAGGAGGGGAAGGGCCCGGCCUCCCGCCCCAGCGCUCCCCACCUGUUCACACCCGUCUUCGAGGAGAUCCCGUCCGCCCCGUCGCUCUGCACCCUCCCUUCCGUGGUGGACCACUCCGUGUCCUUCCCCAUGGGCGCCGUCGGCCCCGACAAAGACCCCUGCUUCCACUCGCUCCCCAACCUGGCUAGGGGGGACUGGUGUCCGCCCCCGUGAAGCCGAUGGGGACGUGGGCUUUGGGGGGCCGCGCUGGAGUUUCCUCCCCCAGCCUCCGGCCUGACCAAUAAAGCCUCCAUCUCAGUCCUCUUCUCUCCAUCUCUGGCUG
This is a messenger RNA of Tachyglossus aculeatus (Australian echidna), 678 nucleotides long. RefSeq names its product testis expressed 38 (gene TEX38). The transcript is spliced from 2 exons. The record is from RefSeq and is a predicted model, not a curated record. NCBI's taxonomy places the organism in Eukaryota, Metazoa, Chordata, Mammalia, Monotremata, Tachyglossidae. Bases 87 to 569 code for a protein of 160 amino acids.